CGUCAGCUGAUCUCUGUCACUUUGACGUACAUGUGACGUCUUUAGAGUUUUCAUUACGAAACAAACAUGCUAUAAAAUGAAUUUUCUAUGGAAUUCUCCAGCGCAGGCCGCGCGGCGUGCGGCCCUACGAGUUCGCAGCUAGUAAAUAUUCAAUAUGAUAACAGAACAUUUCGAGUGAAUAAUAAAGGAAGCCAAGAUGGCGCUCGCACGCGACGCCACCGACAUGCUAAUGGGCGGCACGUCCGCCAUGUUUGCGACCGUCUUCACCAACCCCAUAGAAGUGGUCAAAACGCGACUCCAACUCCAGGGAGAAUUGAAAGCUAAAGGACAUAAGAUACAUUAUAAGAGUGUACCGCACGGAUUGUUCGUUAUUGCGAAAAAUGAAGGGUUUGGAUCGCUGCAGAGGGGUUUAAGUGCUAUGGUUGGGUUCCAGUUCUUUCUUAAUACUUUUAGAUUAGGAGUGUUCCGGAUAUGCGAACGCCGCGGCCUUACCACGGACGGCAAUGGUCGAACGUCAAUACUGAAGGGCGCGGCGGCGGCUGGCAUCGGUGGCGCUCUGGGCUCCAUCGCUGGCACGCCGUUCUUUCUAGUCAAGACACGAUUACAAGCACAGGCUGCACAGGCGAUCUCCGUGGGACAUCAGCACAAGCAUACUGGGACUUUUGAAGCACUAGGCGAUAUUUACGCUAAGGAAGGAUUUAAAGGUUUAUUCCGCGGCGUGCAACCUCAAAUCCCCCGCGGCGCUGUUGGCAGCGCGUCCCAAAUGGUCUCCUUCUCUUACGCUAAAGAGUGGCUCGUAUCACACGGCUGGAUGGUAGACUCGCCUGUACUUCUGUCGUUUGCUGGGGCUAAUCUUGGCGGGCUGGUUAUGACAGCCUGUCUCAAUCCGUUUGAUGUCGUGGCGACGAGACUGUCUAACCAACCGGUGGACGCAAAAAAUCGCGGCAAGCUAUACUCUGGUAUGGUGGACUGCUUCUACAAGAUGGUGCGUUCAGAAGGCGUCAGCUCGCUGUACAAAGGCACGGGGGCCAACUACAUGAGGCUAGGGCCACACACCGUUCUACUAUUAGUGUGUUGGGAUCAGCUGAAGAUCUUAGAAGGUUGUUUGAGGAGAUAGCCAU
Molecule: messenger RNA, 1121 nt
Organism: Cydia amplana
Lineage: Eukaryota; Metazoa; Arthropoda; Insecta; Lepidoptera; Tortricidae
Product: solute carrier family 25 member 35-like
Exons: 6
Coding region: 197-1117 (306 amino acids)
Source: RefSeq, a predicted model, not a curated record